ACCAUGGGUAUUUUCGACAAGUUACAGAAAGAUUUCAAGGAAUUCGUGCACUCGCUCACGACCGACGACCACUACGCGUCGUUUGACUCGCCGUACGCCAACGCCAACUCCGACAGACGCCCGCUCACCGCGGCGCUUAACUCCUCCAACUCCAACAACGCGCUGAGCACGUCCUUAAACGGGCCGGUCGCGUAUAGACCGGGCUUGCGCUCACAAUUGGCGCACAACGGCUCAGAUGUGCAGUUGCAGGACUACGACAGCGGCGAACCGCCAUUGCCGUCGAUGGAAUCGAUCUGGGAUCGCUUGGAUCGCUGGUUCGAGGAGGAGUACCCGGAAUUGGGCGACAAUUUGCAGGAGGGCGCCUCUGCCGCCGAUUUGAAUGAGUUUGAGAACGAUUUGCGCUGCUCAUUACCGUUGGACGUCAGACAAUCGUACACCAUCCACGACGGGCAGGUGCGCGGAGGGCAGCCUACCGGUGCUUUCAUGGGGCUCACGUUUUUGGAUCUCGAGGGUAUUUUCGAAGAGGCGCGCAUCUGGGAGCGCGUGGUUGCGAAGAUUGAGACGCUGAACCUCGCGAGCCACGCACGCGCGUCAACAUCAGAAGACGCGCGUGCGGCAAAGCCAAAGGCCAGACAGCAGAUCGACUUCCAGGCCAACCAGACAUCUGUACCAGAAGGCCACAUCCAACAGGUGUACGCCCACGCCGGAUGGAUCCCGUUGGCAAAGGACUGGGCGGGGAACAACGUCGCCGUUGACUUGGCCCCGGGCCCAGAGGGCCGCUGGGGGCAGGUCAUCCUCUUUGGCCGCGAGUUUGACCGCAAGAUCGUGGUUGCCAAGUCCUGGACCGAGUUUUUGUACCACUUAGUGGAAGACUACGAGGAUGGUAACUACUUGGUGGACGAUGAGGAUGAGAGCUUGUGGUACAAGUUCCGCGGCUCACCAGCGUCGUACAUGGACAUUUUGACAAAGAGGGUGGUUGGGAUUCAGAAGAUUAAUAACCAGACUCCGACCCCGAAAGUGGAGACGGGGGUUUCGUUGAGACAGGCCGCGACAGUCGCGUCGGCGAAUAGCAGAGUGGAGGUUGACUUGCCAAAAGUUUCCCUCCUCGCGGAGACGUCGAAGCCAUUGGCGGGGUCCUUGAUUGAUGAGCCAGAGCAGCCAAAGGAGGAGUCGUUGGCUGAGUCCUUAAUCGAUGAACCAAAGGUGGAGAAGAAGGAGCCGUUAAUUGAACCCUUGGUCGAUGAGUCAAAGAAAGAUGACGUUAAGGAAGUGAAGACUGAGCAGGUGAAGACCGAGCAGGUGAAGGAGCCGGUGGUUCCAUCGGACGAUCUUGACAGUCUCGACGAGGACUUGAAUGAAACCGAAGCGGUUUCCAAGAAGUUGGAAGAAGUUGCCUUGUAAGGUAGC
This is a messenger RNA of Babjeviella inositovora NRRL Y-12698, 1407 nucleotides long. It is a transcript of the gene SMI1, whose product is annotated as Smi1p. The record is from RefSeq and is a predicted model, not a curated record. Gene Ontology annotation, cellular component: mating projection tip. The transcript has a single exon. NCBI's taxonomy places the organism in Eukaryota, Fungi, Ascomycota, Pichiomycetes, Serinales. Bases 4 to 1401 code for a protein of 465 amino acids. Gene Ontology annotation, biological process: cell wall biogenesis; regulation of fungal-type cell wall biogenesis.